AUGGGGACUCGUCUCCGUGACGGCAUCACGCAGCCCAAGCACCACACAAAUGGCACUAUACGAUACCCCAUUCCCCGUGCUCUUUUAACUGUGCUUGAAAAUACUGAACCAACUUGUUUUUCUCAGGCUACCACACAUCCUAAAUGGUGUGCUGCAAUGUCGGAAGAAAUCAAUGCUUUGCUACGGAAUAAAACUUGGUCCCUUGUUCCUCCAUCUUCCAAUCAUACUCCUGUCGAAUGCAAAUGGGUCUUUCGCAUCAAGCGUAAUUCUGAUGGCACUAUAGAACGCUAUAAAGCACGCCUAGUUGCUAAGGGCUACCACCAAUGUCCAGGCAUUGACUACUCGGAGACCUUCAGCCCCGUUGUCAAACCACCCAUCAUUCGCACGCCCCCUGGCUUUGUGGAUCCUGCUCACCCUCAUCAUGUGUGCAAGCUCCACAAAUCCCUUUAUGGCCUCAAACAAGCUCCACGUGCAUGGUUGAUCCGCAUUAGCACUUUCCUACUCUCUGUGGGCUUUCAUCGAAGUUUGGCUGACUCCUCACUCUUUAUUUUGCGGCAUGCUUCUCGUACUAUGUUUCUUCUCCUAUAUGUUGAUGACAUAGUCAUUACUGGCAGCGAUUCCUCUCUCUUACAAACCUUUAUUGCUCUUUUGGGUCACAAUUUUGACAUUAAGGACCUUAGUCCUCUUAGCUACUUCUUGGGUUUACAGGUUCAUUCUCAGGAUGGUGCUCUUCAUCUUAAUCAACUUCAAUAUGCUCAUGAUUUGCUUCAAAAGAGUAAUCUCAUACAUGCACAGCCUGCCCCUACUCCCCUUGCUGCAAAACCACUACUCACAGCAACUAAGGGUGCCUUGCUUGACUCUCCCACUGAAUAUUGUGAACUUGUUGGGAGUCUACAGUAUCUCACCCUCACCCGCCCUGACAUCUCAUUUGCAGUCAACACUGUUGCCCAAUUUAUGAGCUCCCCUCGCUCUACUCACAUGGUUGCUGUCAAACGGAUCCUUCGCUAUGUCAAAGGCACACUUGAUUUUGGUCUCACUUUCCAGCCGCAACAUGCCUCUUCUCGACUUCUGGUAUACUCAGAUGCGGAUUGGGCUGGUUGCCCUGACUUGCUGCGUUCUACGACUGGCUACCUUAUCUACUUGGGCUCCAACCUUAUCUCCUGGUGCUCCAAGAAGCAACCCACUGUGUCACGCUCAAGUGCAGAAUCUGAGUACCGCACUCUUGCUCAUGCUUGA
Molecule: messenger RNA, 1236 nt
Organism: Prunus avium (sweet cherry)
Lineage: Eukaryota; Viridiplantae; Streptophyta; Magnoliopsida; Rosales; Rosaceae
Source: RefSeq, a predicted model, not a curated record